Pantherophis guttatus is the source of this 4782-nucleotide messenger RNA. RefSeq names its product CTD small phosphatase 2 (gene CTDSP2). The record is from RefSeq and is a predicted model, not a curated record. Gene Ontology annotation, molecular function: RNA polymerase II CTD heptapeptide repeat phosphatase activity. NCBI's taxonomy places the organism in Eukaryota, Metazoa, Chordata, Lepidosauria, Squamata, Colubridae.
UCAAGGCUACUCCCUGUGUAGAGAGCCACUGGGCUGGUGGUAACAAAAUAACAAAAGCGUCGAAGGUUGCAAGAGUAACGGGGCUUCUUCCAACGGCCCCCCCCCCCCGCCCCCUCCUCGGCUUGGCUCCCCGUUUUGGGCCCUUAUGCACGGCGGAGAGCCUGUUUUUGGUCCGAUUUGUGGAAAGCCGCCGGGCGGAAGCGAAGCGCAGAAAGGAACCGGAGCUCGCUUGUUGUUUAUCUGGAGGGAGAGGACUGGAAACCGCCUGUGUCCCAUUUCCUCGCGCUUGUGCGUGUGUUGUGUUGUGCGUGUGUGUGUGCGCGAGAGGAGAGAGAGAGAGUGUGGGGUUGCCUCCCCCCACCCCCCCACCCCCACUUUUGCUUCAGCCCUGGAUUCUCCAUGUUGGACCCGAUCUGAGGAGCAUCUACACGGCUGCCUUUGCAAAGAGCUUACUCCUCGGCUUUGCAACUGAAGGAGGAGCGGGGCGGACUCCCUUCUCCAUCGCGCCCAUUCCUUCUCUUGCUUCCUCUCCCUCCCCCCACCCCCCACUCAUCCUCCUCCUCCUCCUCCUCGGAUAUUUCCCUCCUCCGGACUAAAGGAUCCCCAGGGUCUGUGGGAUUGUUAGAUGGAAAGCCGGUCUAUCAUCACCCAAGUGCAGAGGGACGAAGCCUUGGUCUUUUCAAAACAAGUGUUGGUGUCCAAAUCCUCUCCGAAGAAGCCUCGUGGCCGGAGCAUCUUCAAGGCUCUUUUCUGUUGCCUUCGUGCACAGAAUGUGGGGCAGACGGCCUUUGGCAACAAUCAUGGGCUGCAUAAGGAAGAGACAAACACCAUUGCCAAGUCUGAUCUGUUGCAGUGUCUUCAAUACCAGUUUUAUCAGAUUCCUGGAACAUGCCUUCUCCCUGAGGUGACUCAACAAGACCAGGGCCGAAUAUGUGUGGUGAUUGACCUGGAUGAGACCUUAGUGCACAGUUCCUUCAAGCCAAUCAACAACGCUGACUUCAUUGUGCCGGUUGAGAUAGAGGGAACAACUCAUGAGGUGUAUGUGCUGAAGCGGCCAUUUGUAGAUGAAUUCCUGAGGCGAAUGGGGGAGCUGUUUGAAUGUGUGCUCUUCACUGCCAGCUUAGCUAAGUAUGCUGACCCAGUGACUGACCUUCUGGACAAGUGUGGAGUCUUCCGGGCCCGCCUUUUCCGGGAGUCGUGCGUGUUCCAUCAGGGAUGCUACGUGAAGGAUCUCAGCCGGCUGGGCCGUGAUCUGCGCAAAACCCUGAUCCUGGACAAUUCUCCAGCUUCCUACAUCUUCCAUCCAGAGAACGCGGUGCCGGUCCAGUCUUGGUUUGAUGAUAUGACAGACACUGAGCUGCUGAACCUGAUUCCUGUGUUUGAGGAGUUGAGUGGAGCAGAAGAUGUCUACACCAGCCUCGGCCAACUAAGGGCACCCUAACAUUUUCCUAGUGCUGUGGCCGCUGGGGAAACUACUUUUUUUUUUCACUCUGUGCCUUCAGUAUUGGCCAGGAGGGAAAGGGAACAGUGCAAUUGCUCCCCAUCACCCUGCCACAAGGCAGAUACAAGCACUUUGGAGGCAAUAACCUGCCUGGCUGCCUUCUGCGCAAUGCCAGAGCAGUUUCCAACCAGGGUAUGGCUGGAUGCUAGAGCUUCUAGCCUUUCCACCAAGAGCAGGGACAUCCAAAAUAACCCCACCCCAUUCCCAAUAGUGCUAGUAUCUAUGCACUGCACCCCAACCUUUAGGGGAUCAAUCCUUCCUCCCUCCCUCCCUCCCCUCCCGUCCCCAAGGCAAUGCCAAAUGUUUUGGAUGGAUUCUUUAAAAGGUACAUCCUCCUCACUUGCUUUUACAUAUUCUUGGCAGUGCUUCUUACACAGCCCCCAGGCGAAAAUAUGUGGAGACUUCUCAUCUCUUGGCUGGGAGUCAGGAUGGCCGCCUCUACACUCUCAAGAUAUUUCUGUUCUUGCCUGAUCUUCUCAUAUAAGAUCUUUCUGGGUUGUUUUGAAGUUGUUGCUUUCUUUGCCUGUUUUGUGAAGCUACCUUUGCUUCGCAACCUCUGGUUCCGGGCCUCAUCGCCCUGCUGGCUUUGAGAAACCCUUCCUCACGUGUGUGUGUGUGUGUGUUUGUUUUAACAUUCUGUCUUGCAGUUGUGUUUUGCCUCUGAUGAAAGGUGAGACCCCUGGACUUAGAAAAUACUUUGCAGCAACCCCCACAACACUAGUAACACAUAGCAUUAGUGAGGACAAAGCUAGCCAGCCCCACCAAUGCCACACUCCUUAUUUGCUCAAAGACGAAGCGUCCCUGCACUCCAGCUUUGAUCAGUUCCUUUGGGGUGGGUGGGUGAAGGAAGUGACUUCAUUGCCUUAAAGGGCACCCAGUUAGGAGGCUGCCAGGACAGUAGGGUGCCUACCCUCGACCCAGUUCUUCCAUUGUCUUUCAGUGUGGAAGAUGGAAGGAUUCUGAUGGUCGUCCCCUGAUGGUUUUUACCUUGCUUGAUGAUGCUGAAGGCAUAACUUCCCACUCAGGUUGCUCUAGGUUCCAUCGUUAUAACAUGACAGCCCUUAGUCCCCCUUGGAUGGUGACAACGAGUUUGGGGAAUGAAUCUGUUAGAAGCUAGGAGACUUUCCAUGUAUGCACAAGCCUGCUUCGUAUGUCAUUUGCCUUAACAACUGCCUCGCUGCCUCUGUGCUGCAGCUGCUUGGCAGCAAGCAACUGUGCCUCUUUUGGUGUGGCCUCUCCAAUUCCCGCUCUUCCCCGCUCCCCCCCCCCAGUGCAUUCUCAAACUGGUUUCAGCUCCAAGCAACCAAAAGUAGUUGGAGAGUUUGUUAAUAUUUAUAUCGCAGGGAGUCGCCGGCGGACAUUGGUUUUGUUCUUCCUAGGGUUAAGGUCCUCUUUCCUUUCGAACUGUGCCUGACAUACUGUGAACAUGUGCUUCUCAAGUGCCACUGGAAGCAAGGGAAACCAAAUGGAUUAACAGUGCCGGCUUGCUUUUUUCUUUCUUCCUCCCCCCCACCAUCAGCAAUAUAUUGCAAGAGAAUCUAAUCUGUGUUUAGCCAUUGUAGGGCUGGUAGCAAAGAGGGGUGAGGAGGGUAGAGUCCAUGGGGCUCUUUUUUUAAAAAAAAUAAAAAUAAAAAUGGUGCUGCCUUAUUGUUUAAGGGGUGGCGGGCAAGUUGCAGGUCAUCUCAUCACCUCAGGACCAAAGCAUUGACCUCUGCUGUUGGUCAACCAGCCAGCUGUUAGCCUGACCAACACGCUACUUGAUAUUUUCAUCCCUGUUUUAAGUGUGCUGAUCAGUUUUCAGUGGAGCCCUGAGACUGUGUGUGCACACUUAGUCAAACUUCAGUCAAUUCUUGAGCGGCAUAGGCCCUGUUGUCCCGUGUCCCCCCCGCCGCCCCGGUCCCCCCCAUUUUUCCUGGCUUCGUUUUUCUGGUCCUGUUUGGUCUCCUUUGCUGAAGGUCUGGAUUCCUGUGUUUGGGGGAGGGCAGGACGGGGGAUAGGUUUCCAAUUUCAGACACCAAUGAGGAAGUUCUUUCCCUCCCUUGCAGUUCAGCCAGCAGCUGCUUACGCACACAAGCCGGGAGGAGCCGUUAAACUUUGCAAAGUUAAUGAAUGUUGGAAAGAACAAACCCUUUUUGUUUUCCCUUCCUAUUCUCACAGCGUUGUUCUUGCUUUGUGUCAGCCGAAGACCAAUUGCCUCUCUCUUCCUUCCUCCCUCUCAUGCCAGCAGCUGCCCCAGCCCUUUCUUCAAGAUGAAACAGGUUUCUAGUCCUUUGUUGGACCGAGGUUAGAUGCUGCCCCCUGAAGGGAAAAAAGAAAAGAAAAAAACCAGUUCCCAGUAACCUUAGCCAGUAUGGUCAUAUGUGAGGGAUGCUGGGGAUUGUAGUCCAAUAUGCUCUAUCUACAUUUGCUGCAGAAAUCACUUUUUUUAAGCCUUAAAGAGGGUGGGAUUACGAUGAGAAGAAGGCAACCCAUAUAUUCUCCUCUCUAAAUUGCAGUGGGCAACAUCGCAGUCCUGGCGUGGAGGGAUCUGUAUGAAAUGAGUCUGAUCUGAAAAGAGGCAGAUUUUUUGGGGGGGGGGUGUAUUUGGUUUUAUCAAGUUGGGGGAAAGAAACUGGUUGCUGAGAAUGAUGUGGACGUGGUGAUGAAUCCCUUCGGACAAUCCUGCGUGGAGGGAAAAACAGUGAUCGUAGGACUUCAGUAAGUAGCAGCACCUGCCAUGUUGCCCAUAAACGCCCAUUCCCACUCUUGAUUGUAAAUCAUGUUUUAGAGCCAUAAGGAUUCCUGGGUCCAAACUACCAUGUUGGGAUUGUGCCUUGAUUGAACUAUGGUUAAUGAGGGUAGAACUCCAGCCUAGAGGCGGCCCCAGCACUUUACCAGGGCCAUGCCUUUAAUGGCUGCCCCAUGUACUGACUACACUAAAGACACAUACACACAUAAAUCUACCCACGCUUGUUUAUGGUACCUUUUUUACAUCCAGUCUUGUUUGGUGCUCCCAUUUCAUACAAGAAAUGGAGGCUGUUGGCUUUUGAAGAAAAGAAGCCUCCAGCUUUCCCUUCUCUUCUCCCUUCUCCUCAUUAAACUGUACAAAUUUAUCACAUGUCCUCACUUGCUGGGUUUUUUGUUUUUUGUUUUUUUUUUUUUUUUUUUUAAUGUUUUAAUUGAAAAAAAAAUCCCAAAACUUGAAGCUGGCACUUGUUGCCAUUAUGAACUCUUUCUAUUUUUGGAAUCUUUGUAUUAACUGCAAUUAAAGAAAUAAAAAGAGAUCAAACUGUGUCUUUUCA